GUGAAUGAAACCAUGGCUGCGAGUGCGUUUACGUUGGCCAUCUUCAAGCCGCACCUGCUGAAGAAUCCCGUGGCCUACUGCGCGACGGAGCAGCUGAUCGCAGCCAGCGGCAUCCGGAUCGUGUCGCGCAGGAAGCUCAGCCUGACGGAGCGGCAAGCCAAACAGUUUUACCGCGACCACGAGGGCAAGUUCUUCUACGGGAGGUUGAUUAGUCUGAUGACAAGCGGACCGCUCGAAGUGCUAGUUCUGUCCGGGGAGAACGUGAUCAGCCGGUGGCGAGCGCUGAUGGGACCGACCAAGGUGUUCAAGGCGGUCUACACGAACCCGGACUGCGUCCGAAGUUUGUACGGGUUGUCGGACACGCGGAACGCCAGCCACGGUUCAGAUUCCCUGGCAUCGUUCCUCACCGAGGCAGCGAUAUUCUUCCCGGAUCAGCAAUUUCCAGAAGCCGCCGCGACCGAUAAUUGCCAACCGGUUACGUCGGGUCGAGGAACUUAGAAUCGCAACAUUAUUUCGGAUCAUUUGCAUUUUGUAAUACAGGGUAGCGAAAUUAUGUGUUUGAUGUUUGUUUUUUGGUUGUUUAAAAAAGUUUGUUUAUUGAAUUUAAGUUGCUUUCGCUACCCUGGCCCUUAGUGUUAAUUUAGUCUCAGAGUAAUAAACGCCUAGAUUGUCACAUUUUGCCCUGAUGGCGCGCA
Molecule: messenger RNA, 695 nt
Organism: Culex quinquefasciatus (southern house mosquito)
Lineage: Eukaryota; Metazoa; Arthropoda; Insecta; Diptera; Culicidae
Gene: nmdyn-D6
Product: nucleoside diphosphate kinase 6
Exons: 2
Coding region: 13-498 (161 amino acids)
Biological process (GO): UTP biosynthetic process; negative regulation of oxidative stress-induced intrinsic apoptotic signaling pathway; CTP biosynthetic process
Molecular function (GO): nucleoside diphosphate kinase activity
Source: RefSeq, a predicted model, not a curated record